AGUUAAAAAGCAACUGAGAAAAAUGGCUGCAGAAGAUGAGAGGAAUAAAAACCUCCUCCAGGAAGUUUGGAAGAAAAAAGAAAAUGCCAUGUGUGCAGAUUGCGGGCAGCCGGAUCCUUGCUGGGUCUCCUGUACUUUGGGUACUUUCAUCUGUUGUGAGUGCUCAGAAAUACACUACAAGAUCCCUAACAUAAGUGAAGUUAAAUCAAUAAAGAAGAGUUGCUGGGAGGAAAGCCAGAUACAGUUUCUGGCCCAGCACGGGAAUGCACUAGCCAAAGCAACGUAUGAGGCUCAUGUACCUGCUUAUUAUUAUCGCCCAUCUUACAACGACUGUCAAGUCCUGAGAGAGCAGUGGAUACGAGCCAAGUAUGAACGGAAGGAAUUCCUGGAGCCAAAGAAAGAAGUUCUUUAUUCCAAUG
Messenger RNA from Thamnophis sirtalis, 419 nucleotides. The record is from RefSeq and is a predicted model, not a curated record. NCBI's taxonomy places the organism in Eukaryota, Metazoa, Chordata, Lepidosauria, Squamata, Natricidae.